AUGGUGAAUGGUGAUCCACAAGCAUCCAUUUCAGUGAUUACUGAGGAAGAUGGAUUCCUGCAGGCUUUGAUCCUUGUGACAGGGCAGAUGAAAUCAAUGUUCUCCAAAUUUCCAGAGGUGCUGUUUAUAGAUGGUACUCACUGCACAAACAAACUUCGCUUGCCAUUAUAUACCUUUAUUGGAGAAGAUGGUAAUGGUCAACGCCAGCCUGUAGCCUACAGCUUUGUAGCCAAUGUGAAGAAAACAACAAUACAAACAUCACUUAUUCAGGUAAAGAUCAUAAAAGCGGAGAAAGUUGUAGUGGUUCUUGAUAAAGACUUGAGUGAAAUUCCCAGCAUUAAAUCAACUGUGCCAGAUGCUUUAAUUAAAAUUCGCAAAUUCCAUGUUUUCCAGGCAAUGUUGAGUGAAAUACGGAAAAUGCCCACGUCAGAAUCUGAAAGACACCAAUUAAUUACAUUAUGCAAAAAGUGGACCUAUUCAAGAACAGAAGAGGCAUUUACAUACAUUCUUGCCAGCAUUACUUGA
Molecule: messenger RNA, 525 nt
Organism: Ostrea edulis (European flat oyster)
Lineage: Eukaryota; Metazoa; Mollusca; Bivalvia; Ostreida; Ostreidae
Exons: 2
Coding region: 1-525 (174 amino acids)
Source: RefSeq, a predicted model, not a curated record